AUGGCGGACACGACUGCGCAUGUGCAACUCACAUCGGAUGAUGAGGUGAUCAGGAUUGUGAUGGUGGGGAAGACUGGAGCUGGGAAGAGCGCCACAGGAAACACCAUUCUGGGAAAACAGAAGUUUAAAUCUAAGUUCUCCCCUGAAGCUGUGACUAUAGACUGUAAAAAAGCUGAUGCUGUGGUAGAUAAACAAAAGGUUGCUGUUAUCGACACUCCGGGCCUGUUUGACACCAGGAUCACUGAAGAGAAAACAGUUAAAGAUAUUGUCCAGUGCAUUUCUUAUGCUUCUCCUGGACCUCAUAUCUUCUUGGUCGUCAUCAAACUGGGCUUAUUCACAGAUGAAGAAAAGAAAACAGUGGAGAAGAUUCAGGAAAUCUUUGGUGAGGAAGCCAACAAAUACAGCAUGGUUCUCUUUACCCAUGGUGACCAGCUCAAAGGGAAAUCUAUCAAGGAGUUCUUGAAGGACAGUGUAGAUCUGAAGGAACUUGUGGACAAAUGUAACAACCAGUAUCACGUGUUCAAUAAUGAGGAGAAGAAACGUUCUCAGGUGAGCGAGCUGCUCAAGAAGAUAAAAAAAAUGAAUGAACAGAACGGAGGAAGCUACUACACCAGUGAAAUGUUCCAAAAGGCAAAGAGAGAGUUUGAAGAGAAGAAAGCAAGUGAGUGUAAAAAUCUGGAAGAACAGAUACAUAGUUUUCAGGAAAGGUUUGAGCAAAUGAUGAUGCAGGAGAAGGCUGACAGGCAGAAUGAGAUGAAGUUGUGGGAUGCUAAAGAAGCAAAGAUGAAGGAGGAAAUAGAGAAACUGAAAAAAGGGCAGGAAGAGCAGGCGAGCAGAGAAGCUGAGAAAAACUCUUAUUAA
Scomber japonicus (chub mackerel) is the source of this 861-nucleotide messenger RNA. RefSeq names its product GTPase IMAP family member 7-like. The record is from RefSeq and is a predicted model, not a curated record. NCBI's taxonomy places the organism in Eukaryota, Metazoa, Chordata, Actinopteri, Scombriformes, Scombridae. Gene Ontology annotation, molecular function: GTP binding. The transcript has 2 exons. Bases 1 to 861 code for a protein of 286 amino acids.